Messenger RNA from Amborella trichopoda, 1306 nucleotides. The record is from RefSeq and is a predicted model, not a curated record. NCBI's taxonomy places the organism in Eukaryota, Viridiplantae, Streptophyta, Magnoliopsida, Amborellales, Amborellaceae.
GACUCUUUGUGGAGGCGGGUUUCAGUGUGUCAUGGACUGCAGAUGGGUGCGCACCGUGCAUGGAGUCGGGUGGCCGGUGCGGAUAUAAUCAGAGCCCGCCAGGAUUCAUGUGUUUCUGUGAGGACCGGCCUUAUCCUGACGCAUGUCCUCCACUUGAUACCAGUAUUUUAAUUACAAUUACAAUGGGAGCAAUACUUAUAACAAUAGCAAUUAUUAUGAUGUCCAAAGGAAUAAUUAAAAUGUCCAAAGGAGUAGAGGGCCAGAAUGUUGAGGAGUUCCUUAGGAAUUAUGGAAAUGAAAUGCCCACAAGAUACUCAUACAAGGACAUCAAAAAAAUGACCAACAACUUAAGGGAAAAGUUAGGUCAGGGAGGGUUUGGAAGUGUAUACAAAGGUAAGCUCAUUGACGGGCGCCUCAUUGCUGUAAAGGUGCUAGCAGAGCCAAAGGGUAGUGGUGAAGAAUUUAUUAAUGAAGUUGCAACCAUUGGCCGUAUACACCACAUAAAUGUGGUUCGCCUUCUUGGUUUCUGUGCUGAUGGUUGGAAAAAAGCUCUUAUAUAUGACUUCAUGCCCAAUGGCUCUCUCGAAAGAUUCAUUUUCUUUGACAAACCGCGAAGCCAUUGCCUCCAUUGGGAAACACUGUAUAAAGUAGCACUUGGUACGAGUCGUGGGCUCGAAUAUUUGCACCGUGGUUGUGAAACUCGCAUACUCCAUCUCGAUAUCAAGCCUCAUAACAUUUUGUUGGAUGAAGACUUUUGCCCCAAGAUUUCUGAUUUUGGUCUUGCAAAGCUAUACUCCAAUAAACAAAGUGUAAUAUCACUAACUGGUGCUCGAGGAACGAUUGGUUACAUGGCUCCUGAAGUAUAUUCAAGAUCAUUUGGGGUUGUUUCACAUAAAUCCGAUGUGUAUAGCUUUGGAAUGUUGCUCUUGGAAAUGGUUGGUGGGAGAAAAAAUUUUGAUCAACAAGCUAAUUCUAGUGAAGUAUACUUUCCAGAUUGGGUGUAUUCUCGCCUUGAAUGUGGAGGAGAUCUUGAAGUGGGAGAUAUCAAAGGAGAGGAAGAAGAAAUGGCAAAAAGGAUGAUGGUAGUUGGUCUUUGGUGCAUACAAAUCAACCCAACGGACCGUCCAAGUAUAACCAAGGUGGUUGAAAUGCUUGAUGGUAACUCGCAAACUUUAGUUUUGCCUCCUAAGCCUUCAUUCUCUUCUCCAAAGAAGAGAUCUUCCCUCGAGUCAGAUUCUGGCCAUACAGAAAUGUCCAUAUUGUGAUAAAGGCGUAAUAAUCCUUGGAGGUGAACAAUAAUGUUAUG